Lodderomyces oxycetoniae is the source of this 1029-nucleotide messenger RNA. RefSeq names its product putative GTPase. Gene Ontology annotation, cellular component: cytoplasm. The record is from RefSeq and is a predicted model, not a curated record. Bases 1 to 1029 code for a protein of 342 amino acids. Lineage: Eukaryota; Fungi; Ascomycota; Pichiomycetes; Serinales; Debaryomycetaceae. Gene Ontology annotation, molecular function: GTPase activity. The transcript has a single exon.
AUGUCUGCUAUUGGGAGGAAACUGUGUGUAAUAAACUUGGAUCCGGCAAAUGACCGUGUACCGUACCCAUGUGAGUUGAAUAUACGAGACUUUAUUAGCUUGGAGAAAAUAAUGAAUGAGUAUGGUUUGGGGCCUAAUGGCGGGUUAAUGUAUGCCAUGGAGCUGUUGAUUGCCAAUGGCAUGGAAAUGUUUCUUUUAAAGAUUAAACAGCUAGUUGAAGAGGAAAAGAACUAUUUACUAUUCGAUUGUCCCGGACAGAUUGAGCUUUUUACACACCACAAUGCUCUUUUCAAGAUAUUCAAGACCCUUACCAGAGAACUAAAGUUGAGGCUCUGUGUAGUAUCCUUGGUGGACUCGGUAUACUUGACUAGUCCUUCACAAUAUAUUUCCAUUUUGCUACUAAGUUUAAGAUCUAUGCUACAGCUUGAUCUUCCGCAUGUAAAUGUUAUUAGUAAAAUAGACAUGUUGAAAAGCUAUGGAAAGUUGCCGUUCCGGUUAGAAUACUACACCGAGGUUCAAGAUUUGCAUUAUUUAACUCCACAUUUGAUAAAGGAAUCAAAUUCGAUACUUGGUAAGAAUUAUGUCAAGUUGACCGAGAUGAUUGGCGAGUUGGUUGAAGAGUAUCAUCUAGUGUCAUUUGAAGUAUUGUCCGUUGAGAAUAAGAAAAGUAUGAUUAAUUUGCUAAGUGUCAUAGACAAGGCUAAUGGUUACAGCUUUGGUAGUGAAAUUGGUGGUGACACUAUAUGGAACGAGGCCGUGAGACAGGGCGGGUUAAACGUGGGCGGAUACCAGGAUGUGGAUAUCCAUGAGAGAUGGAUCGAUGAGAAAGAAAAGUACGAUGAAGAAGAACGAAAAAUGGAUCGUAAAACGAGGCAACUAGCUCCCGAAAAUGAACAAGAGGAGGAUAUAGAGAAUUACGAGGAUUAUAACGAUUAUCACAAUCAUCCAAUAAAUGAAGAUGAAGAAUGGGAAAUGGCUUUGAAAGACUGGGAAGAGAAACAUGGAGGUCAAGGCGCUAUGAACCGGUGA